Molecule: messenger RNA, 3489 nt
Organism: Lontra canadensis (Northern American river otter)
Lineage: Eukaryota; Metazoa; Chordata; Mammalia; Carnivora; Mustelidae
Gene: KCNA7
Product: potassium voltage-gated channel subfamily A member 7
Exons: 2
Coding region: 59-1423 (454 amino acids)
Biological process (GO): protein homooligomerization; potassium ion transmembrane transport
Cellular component (GO): voltage-gated potassium channel complex; membrane
Molecular function (GO): protein binding; delayed rectifier potassium channel activity
Source: RefSeq, a predicted model, not a curated record
GCCGGGUCGGGCGUCGGGGCCACACGUCCGUCCGCGGGUCGCCGGGGCUGCGCGCGCCAUGGAGCCGCGGUGCCCGCCGCCGUGCGGCUGCUGCGAGCGGGUGGUGCUCAACGUGGCCGGGAUGCGUUUCGAGACGCGGGCACGCACCCUGAGCCGCUUCCCGGACACGCUGCUAGGGGACCCGGCGCGCCGCGGCCGCUUCUACGACGGCGCGCGCCGCGAGUACUUCUUUGACCGGCACCGGCCCAGCUUCGACGCCGUGCUCUACUAUUACCAGUCAGGCGGGCGGCUGCGGCGGCCGGCGCACGUGCCGCUCGACGUCUUCCUGGAGGAGGUGGCCUUUUACGGGCUGGGCACGGCGGCGCUGGCGCGCCUGCGUGAGGACGAGGGGUGCCCCAUGCCGCCAGAGCGCCCCCUGCCCCGCCGCGCCUUCGCGCGCCAGCUCUGGCUGCUCUUCGAGUUCCCCGAGAGUUCGCAGGCCGCGCGCGUGCUCGCCGUCGUGUCCGUGCUCGUCAUCCUCGUCUCCAUCGUCGUCUUCUGCCUCGAGACGCUGCCCGACUUCCGCGACGACCGCUACAACCCGGGGCUCGCUGCGGUAGCGGCUGCCGGCCCGUUCCCCGCUUGGCUGAAUGGCUCCAGCCCAGUGCCCGGACCCCUGUCUCGCAUGCCCUUCGAUGACCCGUUCUUUGUGGUGGAGACGUUGUGUAUCUGUUGGUUCUCCUUUGAGCUACUGGUGCGCCUGGUGGCCUGCCCGAGCAAGGCAGCCUUUUUCAAGAACGUGAUGAACCUCAUCGAUUUUGUGGCCAUCCUACCCUACUUUGUGGCGCUAGGCACCGAGCUAGCCAGGCAGCGGGGUGUAGGCCAGCCGGCCAUGUCCCUGGCGAUCCUACGAGUCAUCCGUCUAGUACGUGUCUUCCGAAUCUUCAAGUUGUCCCGGCACUCAAAGGGCCUGCAGAUCUUGGGCCAGACACUACGGGCCUCCAUGCGUGAGCUGGGUCUCCUCAUCUUCUUCCUCUUCAUCGGUGUGGUCCUCUUCUCCAGCGCAGUCUACUUCGCUGAGGUCGACCGGGAAGACUCCCAUUUCACCAGCAUCCCCGAGUCCUUUUGGUGGGCGGUGGUCACCAUGACCACAGUUGGCUAUGGAGACAUGGCACCCGUCACUGUGGGCGGCAAAAUAGUGGGCUCCCUGUGCGCCAUCGCUGGAGUGUUGACCAUUUCCCUUCCCGUGCCGGUCAUUGUCUCCAACUUCAGCUACUUUUAUCACCGGGAGACAGACGGUGAAGAGGCUGGGAUGUACAGCCAUGUGGACACGCAGCCGUGUGGCCCACUGGACGGCAAGGUCAAUGGGGGGUUGAUGGAUGGAGAGAUGCCUGAGCUACCACCUCCACUCUGGCCCCCCCCCUGGGAAACACUUGGUCACUGAAGUGUGAGGGACAGUUGAGGUCUGCAGGACCUCACGUUUCCUUGGAGGGAGGGAGGGAGGGGUAGAAGGGAAGGUUAGGGGGAGGGGUUUGGGUUUAGGAAGAACUAGGUUAAGUGGUAAUGAGUUGGGGAACACUGAGUCUUAUUGGGUCUUGAGUUGUGGUUAGGUAGCUCCCGUGGGUACUUCCUUAAUUGACGGUGAAUGGCCAUGAGUUAUAAUGAGUUGAUGGGGAGGCUCCUUUGGUUUGUACUACAUUGGGUUGUGCAAGACUUACGGAGCCUUUCGUGGUAAGUGUUGAGACAGAUUUGGUCACAUAGUUUUGUUUUUUAGGUCCUCAUUGGGUUGGGCUGUGUUGUUGAGUCGGGUGAGUCUUGUCCAAUUGCAUUGUGCAGGAUUCUGUAGUUUUAUGAGUCCCCUAGGGCCAUUUUGGAUCAAGUUAGGUGGUCACCCACGGCAUUGUUGGGACUGAGUGCGUGUUCAUGCGUGGUGUUGUGGAGUUGAGUUGAGACAUGUUGGAAAUUGUGUGGCUUUGUGAUUCUUCUAGGGCUAUGUUAUUUUAGGUUCUGUGAACUUGUGAGUCACGUAGAAAUACAAAGAGUCAAGUGAUUGAAUGUGAGCUUUCUAGGUCAUGUUAGGUUAAGCUGGGCUGGAAUGUAUGAUGGUCUGAGUCUUUCAGGGUUCUGUUGGGUUGAAUUGUGUAGAGUAACAUAGCUGGAAGUUUUGGGGGGCUACACUGAGAUGAAUCAUAUCCAACUGUAUAACCAUGUGAGUCUCGUAGGGGUAUGCUGAGGUGAAUUACCACAGGUUGUGUCAUUGUGAGUCCUGUAGGAAUGUUAGGUUGAGUUGGACUGUGCAUAUGGGCUCCAUAGGGCCGUGUUAGUUUGUUUUGCAUUUAGUGGUAGCACCAGGACCCAAGAAUAACAACACUGGGGAGGAAUCAUGUAUCAGGGAGAAAGUGUGGCGCUAGGGACUCUGCGAGACAAACAACUGACUUGCCCAGUGUCAUUUACUGUAAGGGGUGGGGCUGAGUGCUGAACCCCUAGAUUCAGUUGUUUGUGCAGAGGGCCUCCGGGUGAGCUAGGAAGAUGUAGACAGUCCUUCCAUUUACUCUACACCUGCUUCAUUUUGCCAUUCAUACCCUCUCUCUCUGUCCUCCCCUACAGUUUUGCUUCUAACCAUGGAGAUCAGAGCCGCAAGGGAAGGGGAAAAGGGAAGAAUCUGUACUUUGUACAGGCAUGAUGGGAGAGAAGGGGACAGAAACCCAAAUGAGGGGACAGAGACCUGGAAGUGAUAAAGACUCAGAGAAAGAGAGAUAGAAACCCAGAGGAGAGGGAGCAAAGACCCAAAGAGGGAGGAAGAGAGAUUUAGGGAGAAGGAAACAAGGACAAAGACCCAAAGAGAUGGGGAGAUGGAGACCCAGAGGAGGGGAGUCAGAAACUCCAAGGAGAAAGAGAGAUAGAGACCAGGAGUGGGACAUGGAGAUGGGGGUGUGUGUCAGACACCUGGAGAGGGACAGGCACCAGAGCUGGAGCCAAACCAGGGCACCCCCAAGAAAGAGAACCAAAAAAGGAAUAUAGAGAAAAAAAAUCAGUGCCUCUGAACCCAAGAGAUACGCAAAGUCUCUCUUCCACAGAAUCACAAAGGGAUCCCAAAUCAGGGAACCCCACCCUAUCCUCCCACAGCUCAGGAAGAAUGUCAGGUAAACUUGGGAGCUCUAUUUUCCAGGGGGAGAAACUAGAGUCUUAGGGCACAGGAGUAGCUUCCUGGGGUCCCAUGGCACUUCCCAGGAGCUGGGGUUUAUGGCAGGCUGUCCGACUCCCCCUGUCCCAUCAGCCUGCAGGUGUCCUCCAGCCGAGUUUCUCUGGAACCAAGAAACUGAGGCUCAGGGGGAGGAUGGGAUCCAAGGCAGGAAGCCAAACGUUUUCAGAGCGCUUUCAGUACCAAAAGGGCAUUUGGAGGAGGAGAGGAGGAUGCCUCAAUCACGAACACAUAGAGGGCUUCCUAUGUGCCAAAACAUCAUCUGAAGUCCUUUACUUGUAUUAAUUUAUUAAAACCAGUGGUUUACA